AUGUUAGUCGAAGAGUUCCAGCAAGGCGCUUCGCCACGCAAUUCUCACGCCGAUCCAGCGCGUAUUGGCAAUCUUUUUGCCGCACAAGUCGCCGCUUUCAAGGCCACAGGACAAAUUCCCUUCAACAUAAGAUUGCCACCUCCUCUGCAUUUAGUCAAUCAGCUUUUGGGCUACAUCUACUGCUGCUUUGUCAUUUCGCAAACACUUUGCUUGGGUGUGCUCUACUUGAAGUGCUCUUACGAUAUGUUACUCGGCGGCACAUUGGAAGAGAUUACCGAUGCACUCACUAUGACAAUAAUCUUUUGGUUUAGCGUUUAUGCUGCUUGCUAUUGGUUGUUACGUUCGCGUCGCUUAAUGAAAUUCUUGCAGUAUAUUAAUCAACAUUAUUGGCAUCACUCGCUGCCUGGCCUGAGCUUUGUUAGCUGGCAUCACUCAUAUGUGCUGGCCAAGCGUUUGACAAUUGUUUGGACCAGUGUGUGUGUGGCGGGUACGGUGUUGUAUGGAUUGGCGCCGCUGGUGAUGGGUGUACGCUUGCUGCCAUUGAAUACUUGGUAUCCCUUCGAUCCAUUGCAACCUUACAUCUAUCAGCUGCUUUAUGUGCAGCAGUUGUUGGCGCAGAUAAUAAUGGGUGCCACAUUUGGCAAUGGCUCUGCUUUGUUUGUCUCAUUGGUUAUGCUCAUGUGCGGCCAGUUUGAUGUGCUCUAUUGCAGCCUGAAGAAUUUGAGUUACUAUGGGCGUUUACGUGCUGGAUACGAAAGUGAAAAAUUGCG
Molecule: messenger RNA, 770 nt
Organism: Rhagoletis zephyria (snowberry fruit fly)
Lineage: Eukaryota; Metazoa; Arthropoda; Insecta; Diptera; Tephritidae
Product: putative odorant receptor 85e
Biological process (GO): sensory perception of smell; detection of chemical stimulus involved in sensory perception of smell
Cellular component (GO): plasma membrane
Molecular function (GO): olfactory receptor activity; odorant binding
Source: RefSeq, a predicted model, not a curated record